UGAUUUGACAUUUCUGACAGUCGCUGAUUACUGACUGACAGGUGGGGUUAUGUUAUGUAAAAGGCAUAUUUGAAAAAUCUACCAAAAUGUCCAGCCUUGUAAGAAUCAGCUUGAAGCGCUUCUUAUGUAAUAACAAUACCAAACUUUUCAAUGAAGGCAAAAACCUAACCCUGGUUCGAACCAUAACAAGCAGAACAACGAGAAGUGCUCAAGAUCGACCCCCAAAACCAAAACCAUGGCCCUAUCAAGAAAAAGGAUACACGCUCUUCCAUUACUUGUACGACAAGACAACUCCCAGGUUGGACGAGAAUUCCAAAAUAAUCGUCGUAGACGGACCAGUUGCUUCAGGCAAGUCAAAGUUCGCCAAGGAACUUGCCACCGAGCUGGAAAUGCUCUACUUGCCCGAAGCCAAUCUAGAUAUGAUUUAUAUCAACAGCUAUGGUUACGAUUUAAAGAAGUUGGAUCCUCUGAUGCCAGAAAGUUGCAGGACGCACGAUGUGAUGAAUUUCCUGAAGAAUCCCAAGCACAGGAACACCGCCAGGUUCCAGAUACAGCAGUAUAUUGUGAGGUUCUCUCAGUACAUUGAUGCCCUUGCUCAUGUUUUGAGCACUGGAGAAGGAGUGAUUCUAGACAGAUGUGUCUACUCAGAUUUUGUGUUUGCUGAGGCAAUGUAUAGCCAAGGAUAUUUGUCUAAAGCAGCUCGUAAGAAGUAUUAUGAAAUCCGGGACAACACAAUUCAUGAACUUCUGAGACCUCAUUUAGUUAUAUAUCUGGACGUUCCGGUACCGAAAGUUAUGGAAAAUAUAAAAAAACGGGCAAUCAGUUACGAACAGGAUUCCGCAGUAUUGACUCCCCAAUAUUUAGCAGAAAUUGAGAAGCAAUACAAGCAAAAUUAUUUGAAAGAGAUCAGCAAACAUGCAGAUAUGCUGAUUUAUGAUUGGUCCAAUGAAGGUGACAUUGAAAUCGUUGUUGAAGAUAUUGAACGGAUUGAUUUCAAUAGAUUCGACAUUCAAGAUAGCCAGAUGAAAGACUGGGUUUACAGAUUAGAAGAAGAAUGGGGUUGCUUGCGGUACAAGUAUGCUGAUAAAAAAGAAAAACUGAUGAACUAUUGUAAUGUCCCUUGUUAUGAGGUGCCAGAAUUGAUUGUCGAAGCCCUGGAUGCAGGAAAAUAUUACAGACUUCUAGAAGAGGCACCUGGACAACGGUACCAGAAAGGAUACAAUACCAAUAUGGGUGACAGCGGCUAUUUAUUCAAAACAUCAAUCCCGCACCGCCAAACUUUACCUUUGAGAGAAAGAAGGAUUGAGAGUUGAUUUUAUUGCGUUAAGGUCAUCGUUUCUGCUUAUCAAAACUUAGGUAAAUGAAAUAUAUACGUAUUAUAAUUGGGUCUUGUUUUUAUUUCAAUUUUUCUGUAUGCAUCUUAUGGUGACGUUGCAAUAAAUUAUUACAACUUAA
This is a messenger RNA of Leptinotarsa decemlineata (Colorado potato beetle), 1455 nucleotides long. It is a transcript of the gene ND-42, whose product is annotated as NADH dehydrogenase (ubiquinone) subunit ND-42. Gene Ontology annotation, biological process: mitochondrial electron transport, NADH to ubiquinone. NCBI's taxonomy places the organism in Eukaryota, Metazoa, Arthropoda, Insecta, Coleoptera, Chrysomelidae. The record is from RefSeq and is a predicted model, not a curated record. Gene Ontology annotation, cellular component: respiratory chain complex I; cytoplasm.